Messenger RNA from Hyaena hyaena (striped hyena), 3878 nucleotides. It is a transcript of the gene CERK, whose product is annotated as ceramide kinase. NCBI's taxonomy places the organism in Eukaryota, Metazoa, Chordata, Mammalia, Carnivora, Hyaenidae. The transcript has 13 exons. Gene Ontology annotation, molecular function: kinase activity. The record is from RefSeq and is a predicted model, not a curated record. The annotation marks the transcript as partial.
UCCCCGCCGCCGCCGCGCGGCCGGGCUCCAGGGGCCGCUAACGGUCCCGCGCCCCUCGGCGUCCGCGCCCCCGCCCGGCUCCGCGCCCUGCCGAGCAGGCGGCGCCGGCGGGCGACGGGCGCGAUGGGGGCGGCGGAGCCGCUGCACUCGGUGCUGUGGGUGAAGCGGCAGCGCUGCGCCGUGAGCCUGGACCCCGCGCGGGCGCUGCUGCGCUGGUGGCGGAGCCCGGGGCCCGGAGCCGGCGCCCCCGGCGCGGAUGCCUGCUCUGUGCCCGUCUCUGAGAUCAUCACCGUCGAAGAAACGGACGUCCAUGGCAGACACUACGGCAGCGGAAGAUGGCAGAAGAUGGAAAACCCCUUCGCUUUCACAGUGCAUUGCGUGAAGAGGGCCCGGCAUCACCGCUGGAGGUGGGCGCAGGUGACCUUCUGCUGUGCCGAGGAGCCACUGUGUCACCUGUGGCUGCAGACGCUGCAGGACCUGUUGCAGAAGCUGACCUCCAGACCAAAGCAUUUACUGGUGUUUAUUAAUCCAUCUGGAGGAAAGGGACACGGCAAGCGGAUAUACGAGAGGAAAGUGGCCCCGCUGUUCACCUUAGCCUCCAUCACCACCGAAAUAAUUGUUACUGAACGUGCUAAUCAGGCCAAGGAGAGCUUAUACGAGAUCAAUAUAGACAAAUACGACGGGAUCGUCUGCGUUGGUGGCGAUGGCACGUUCAGCGAGGUGUUGCAUGGCCUGAUUGGCAGGACGCAGAGGAACGCCGGCGUGGACCAGAACCAGCCCCGGGCAGCCCUGGUGCCCAGCCCGCUCCGGAUCGGCAUCAUCCCUGCAGGGUCCACGGAUUGUGUGUGUUUUUCCACGGUCGGCACGAAUGAUGCGGAGACAUCAGCUCUGCACAUCAUCGUGGGGGACUCGCUGCCCAUGGACGUGUCCGCGGUUCAUCACAACAGCACGCUGCUGCGGUACUCGGUGUCCCUGCUGGGCUACGGCUUCUACGGGGACAUCAUCAAGGACAGCGAGAAGAAGCGGUGGAUGGGCCUCGUCAGAUACGACUUUUCAGGUUUGAAGACCUUCCUCUCGCAUCACUGCUACGAAGGGACGGUGUCUUUCCUGCCAGCGCGACACACAGUGGGGUCUCCCAGGGACAGACAACCCUGCCGUGCAGGAUGCUUCGUGUGCAGGCAGAGCAAGCAGCAGCUGGAGGACGAGCAGAAGAAGUCGCUGUACGGCUUGGAGAACACGGAGGAGGUGGAAGAGUGGAAAGUCGUCUGCGGGAAGUUCCUGGCCAUCAACGCCACAAACAUGUCCUGUGCUUGUCCCCGGAGUCCCCAGGGCCUGUCCCCGGCUGCCCACCUGGGGGACGGGUCCUCUGACCUCAUCCUUAUCCGGAAAUGCUCCCGGUUCAACUUCCUGAGGUUUCUUGUCAGGCACACCAACCAGUACGACCAGUUUGACUUCGAGUUUGUCGAAGUUUAUCGCGUCAGGAAAUUCCAGUUCAUGUCGAAGCACGUGGAGGACGAAGACAGCGACCUCAAGGAGAGGGGCAAGACGCGCUUCGGGCAGAUCUGCAGCGACCGCCCCCCGUGCUGCUGCCCCUUAGCCAGCAGCUCCUGGAACUGCGACGGGGAGAUCCUGAGCAGCUCCGCCAUCGAGGUCCGGGUCCACUGCCAGCUGGUCCGCCUCUUUGCGCGGGGGAUCGAGGAGAAGCCUAAGGAAGAAGCACACGGCUGAGAUGCCGUCACUCACCCCUGCCUCGCUGUGCUUGGGAACCGUGAACGUUAUUUAAGAGAAUUAUUGCAGACCAAUUACGUUGAUAUACACAUUUAAAUUUAGAAAUUUAUUUUUGAUAGUUAACUCUUGAUUUUAGAAAAAGCAUCUACGUCAGUUGUGUGACCACGUCUGGCAUUUUCGGUUCUAUGUAAAUCUUUGGGCUGCGUUUCACGUAACUCAUCCUCAGCCCGUGGCACCUGGCAGUUUGGGGGCGCUGGCUGCUUAGAUUUUAACGACGCCAACAGUGCGGAUUUUCCAAGGGCCCGUCAGUGGCUCUCCCGCAAUCAUUGUAGGGACGGUGAACAUGAGGUCACACCACCUGGCCGGGCGAGGUUUCCCGGCUCACAGACCCACCGGGCACGACUCACUCUGUAGUUGUUAUGAUCGGGUUUUGGAACUGAACUUCUGCUCAGGACACUUCCAGACCUUCUCUGUCCCGCACAGCUACAACGCGUUGGAGCCCUGCUCCGGGGACACCUCGGGAGCGGAGCAUUGGCGUGGGGACACAGGCUGGGAGAAAAGCCGGGUCCUUGCCUUCAUCGCAGUCGUGUUUCUCGGACAGUCGGCUGGUCGCAGGAACAAUCAGGGGCCCCAGACACGGCGAGAUGCCGGCGCUUUACGGCCACCCCGGGGCGGGCGGGCGGGGGUAGGGGACGCACGAGAAGCUGGCUCGCAGUAGAGAAAAAUCCACCUGUGCGUGCCGCGUUCACCCCUGUUGGGGUGGGGGUGGGGGUCCCGAGUCCGGGGGCUCCUUGGCUGCAGGCCCCGAGUCUAUACACUCGGUCCAGACUGGAGCUUUUCUUCGCACUCAGUUCUACGUAGUUACUGAAACUGUCGUCCUUUUCAGCCAGAAUAGCAUGAAUAGUGUCUUCAGGGUUAGUAUUGUCGAUAGUUUUCCACUGGAGCCCAGGGGUUCCCUGUGGGCGUGGCCACCUGCCCCGGGGCGGCCCCUGAAUGCGCUUGUGGCCCCGUUUCCUUUGUAUCCGUGCUUGGCUGUAUGGGAGAUGCACCUAAAACAGCUUUAUUUGAAAUAAAAGACGCGGCUUGAGCUCCAGUUUGCAACGAGAGAGGAAGCCUGUUACAAGAGGCGGUUUACAAGCCGUCAUGCACUUUACGAGUGCCCUUGACCUCACGUAGGUGCAGGUAGUCAUUUUAGCAUUAACAGACAAUAUAUUUUUAGAACCUGCAGUGUUUAUAUUUUGAAGUAUACAUGAAAUGUCCUAUUUUAUCAUUCAACUGCAGGUCACAGAAAAAGGGCCGCUUUAACUGGCUUUUUUAAUAAGAUCACUUUAUCAAGUGAUUGUGCAAAUCCAGUGGUUUAAUAAUUAGCGGGUGGGUGAAAAGUCUGGGUAAGAAAAGUAAAUAGUCGCUGGCUGUUCCUGAUUGUUGUUGGUGCUGCUGCUGGUCGGAAGGAAGCAGACGCAGGACUAGCAGGUCUGAGCGGGGGGGUGUGAGCGCCUCCCAGGGGGCUCCUGGCCACCCAGGGCCACGCUGUGGAUUGUGUUACUUUGACAGGGUUUCCCGAAACAGGACUGGAGUGGCCUGAGUUUAGAAAACCAGCCCGGGGCCGGAGUCCACAUUCACAUCCGCCGAGAAAGCCGGCCCCACGGUCCCCGGAUGGCCCACCACACGCCGACACCGCAGGCCUUGGGCGGUCCCCAGGGCGCCUGUGAUUGUGUGACCGCCCCCCAGCGCUCCUUGUCAGUCUCCGCACGGGACGGAAGUACCUUCCAGACAUUCCCUCGUGGGCAGGGGUCCUGAGCUCCAUGACGUCCCCACUUGGAGCCCCAGCGUGUACCUCAGGGGUGACAGCUGGCUAGUGAGGACUUAGGGUCACCGAGAAGGGUUAGUCGAGGCUCUAACCUCCUUUGCGGCUCCGUGGCACAAACGCCCGCGCAGUAGUUCAGCUCUGACCCUCCCGCGCGCGCCGGCUCCCGAGGAGGGACCCGCUCGACGGGCAGGCGCGACUCUUCCUGUACAAUCUCGUGUCACCGGGAAGGGCGGAUGGAGGAGGCGGCUUCGUUUUCAUUUAAUCUUGCAGGUUUCAAGAUUAGAAAAUGGUGUAUUUGCCCUGACAUGUUUGAGAAGACAAAAAUAAAGUUACUAUGGGC